Molecule: messenger RNA, 1481 nt
Organism: Acaromyces ingoldii
Lineage: Eukaryota; Fungi; Basidiomycota; Exobasidiomycetes; Exobasidiales; Cryptobasidiaceae
Product: ferrochelatase-domain-containing protein
Exons: 3
Coding region: 35-1372 (445 amino acids)
Biological process (GO): heme biosynthetic process
Molecular function (GO): protoporphyrin ferrochelatase activity
Source: RefSeq, a predicted model, not a curated record
GACCAACUCACACCCACACACGCCAUCGACAACCAUGUCGGUCCUUGGCCGUUCUUCCCUGGCCGCGACUCGCGCCCCGAUGGCGGCGGCUUGGCGACGGACAGCGAGCAAGAGCAAGGCCGCCACUAGCAGCAGCAGCAGCGUGACCUCGAGCAGCUGCUUCUCCACCUCGUCUGCCGCUCGCAAGCCGCCAACGGGGGUCCUGCUCAUGAACAUGGGCGGGCCUUCGACGCUUGACGAGGUCGGCGACUUUCUCUCGCGCCUCUUUCACGACCGCGACCUGAUCCAACUCCCGUUCCAGUCGACGCUGGCGCCGCUCAUUGCCAAGCGGCGCACGCCCAAGAUUGUCGAGCAGUACGACAAGAUUGGCGGUGGCAGCCCCAUCCUGCGAUGGACCCGGAGCCAGGGUGCGGCCAUGGCCAAGAUGCUCGACGAGCUGCACCCGUCGACGGCGCCCCACAAGGCCUACACGGCUUUCCGCUAUGCGCGGCCGCUGACGGGCGAGGCGCUCGACGAGAUGCGCGCCGACGGCGUCGAGCGCGCCGUGGCAUUCACCCAGUACCCGCAGUACAGCUGCUCGACGACGGGCAGCAGCCUCAACGAGCUCUUUCGCGAGAUCCAGCGGAGAAAGGCAGCCGACAGCGGCGCACCAGAGGCCAAUAUCCAGUGGAGCGUCAUUGACCGCUGGCCCACUCACCCAGGUCUCGUGCAGGCAUUCACCAACCGACUCCAGGCUGCGCUCAACACGUACCCGGCCGAGGAGCGGCACAAGGUGCCCAUCAUGUUCUCGGCCCACUCGCUGCCCAUGCAGAUUGUCUCUGGCCGCGGCGACCCCUACCCGGCCGAAGUGGCCGCCACCGUGGCGGCCGUCAUGACCAAGCUUGGCUGGUCGAACCCGUACCGGGUGACGUGGCAGUCGCAGGUCGGGCCCUCGGCCUGGCUCGGGCCCCAGACGAGCGACACCGUCAAGGGCUGGGCAAAGCAGGGCUACAAGGACCUCGUCGUCGUGCCCAUUGCCUUUACCCAGGACCACAUCGAGACGCUGUACGAGCUCGACAUUGAGCUGCACGAAGAGGCAGAAGAGCACGGCAUCCGGCUCAAGCGCGCAGAGUCGCUCAACGACGAGCCGACGUUCCUCCGUGCACUUGCAGACAUUACCGCCGCCCACCUCGACUCGCUCGCUCUCACAGGCCCAGGAAGCAGCAGCAGCAGCAGCAGCAGCAGCACCGUCGGGCCCCACGUCUGGGCGCAGGGAAACACAUCGAGGCAGAUGCAGCUGCGGUGCCCCGGGUGUGUGAACCCCGUCUGUGGCGAGCAGAAGCGCUUCUUUGCAGACAACACCAUGGGUGUGGGCGAGGAUGCGCUGCGGUGAAGAAGAAGAAGAAGCGUCGUUGAUAUAUUCGUUUUAAAAAGCCUGGCUAGGGCAAGGAAGCCCUCUCCGUUGUUGUAUCUACAUUGUCACAUGCUUGCUCCCCAGUGGC